AUGAGCCAACAACGGGCCCUUCUGGCCAAGAAGGCUAAAGGCAUCUUGGGGUGCAUCAAGAAGAACGUGGCCAGGAGGUCAAAAGAGUGUGGCAGCAUCGUGCAGAUCACCCCAGACUCCCUCAUCUACCGCACCCUCCUCAACUACGACCCCAGCCCUGCCAGCAACCCCGUCAUCAUCCGCAGCAACCCCGCCGUCAUCCCCAUCGAGUGCCACUACCCCAGGAAGGAGAACGUGAGCAGCAAAGCCAUCCAGCCCACCUGGGCUCCCUUCAACUCGGCCCUGGCAGCCGAGGAGAGGCUGGUGUUCUCCCUGCGCCUCAUGAACGAGGACUGGAGCGCCGAGAGACCCUUCACUGGUUUCCAACUGGGCGACGUCCUCAACCUGCAGGCCGAGGUGGCCACCGAGAGCCACGUGCCCCUGAGGCUGUUCGUGGACAGCUGCGUGGCCGCCCUCAGCCCCGGCACCCGCUCCUCGCCCCAUUACACCCUGGUCGACUUCAACGGGUGCCUGGUUGAUGGCAGGGAAGAUGCCACCAGCUCUGCCUUCAUCACCCCCCGGCCCCGGGAGGACGUGCUGCGCUUCAGGAUCGACGUCUUCAGGUUUGCUGGGGACCCCAGGAACCUGAUCUACAUCACCUGCCACCUGAAGGUGACCCCAGCAGAGCAAGCCCCAGACCCCCUCAACAAGGCUUGUUCCUUCAACAAGGCCAGGAACACGUGA
Molecule: messenger RNA, 723 nt
Organism: Chaetura pelagica (chimney swift)
Lineage: Eukaryota; Metazoa; Chordata; Aves; Apodiformes; Apodidae
Product: zona pellucida sperm-binding protein 3-like
Exons: 7
Coding region: 1-723 (240 amino acids)
Biological process (GO): egg coat formation; positive regulation of acrosome reaction; binding of sperm to zona pellucida
Cellular component (GO): extracellular matrix
Molecular function (GO): acrosin binding
Source: RefSeq, a predicted model, not a curated record